GCCGUUUCCGGUCACUGAAAACGCCGCUCUACUUUGCAGUAAAACAGUCUGCAUUAAACAGUCGGAGAGUGUUUCAGACUUUAGACAGGGGGAAACGAGAAGGUCUCACAAAUGGCUAAAAGUGAUGGCAGUUCAUAUUUCAGGAGGACCAGUCUCUUCUGGAUAGUAACUGUAACUCUGUCUAUGGGCUACUACACAUGGGCCGUGUUUCGGCCACAGCAAAUCCCUUAUGACACUUUGGGGCCACUCGGUGACCUCACACAGUAUCUGGUCAAAGAAUAUCACGGUAUCAUGUACAAGGGAUGGUGGAUUUCUUGGGCUGUCCAUCUGUGUGAAGCUCUGCUGGCACUGAAAGUAUGCAGUGAUAAAGGCAUCGACAGUCCAUCAACACGGCUCCUGUGGUUUGUUCAGACCGUUUUGUUUGGCUUCGCAUCUCUGGGCUUGCUCCUCAAAUACAAGGCCGGCGGGCGCGCCAAACGGCACUGAGCAGCUGCAGACAUGCACAGCUCCGAAACGGCACAGAAAAGGAUAUAUCAGGAUUCAAGCCUUCCAAUCAAAUACAAAUAUGUGGACCAUAUUUCAAAAACAAAGUAUUCUGAUCUAUGAAACAGAACCGGAUAGCACAGUGAAAGUUCUGGACAGUAACACAAGCUCUUAAGGCAAUACUCCUUAAAUGCAAGAUAUAAAUAAUAACCCCAAUACAUAAGCUAGAAUUAUUAGCUUUACUGUAGAUGCUCUUCCAGUCUUUGGCCCAGUUUUAGAACAGUGAAACUAUGUGCCUUCCAUUCAUAAGCGUAAUCAUUUGUACUGUACAUGUUACUGUACAUGACAUUCUCCAUCACCACCUCUCGAGUCAUCUGGUUGAAACUGAGUUUAGAUAUGAAUUUAAGGCCCUGUUGUUCCCUACACCAACUGUGCCUGUGAAUUUAAGCUCUCAUUGGGUGGGAGUUACAUCAUUUUAGUUUGGCAGUUAGCAAUUUCACAGAGACAUGAUUCACAGACUAUGAACUAUGCCUUCACCCACGCAGAUUAUUGGUGCUGUCACAGAUUAGAGAACGGGCCACCUGAAUGGAAAAUGGGUUCGUCAAACAUCGGGAUAAAAUUGGCAAACACGAGUAGGACGAUGUUUUUUAAAAUAGUAUUGAAGACAAUUGCUUUGGAAUAUAGAGAUGGUGCUUUUGUAAUCUCAGACACAAUGCUUGAACACAAUGACAGUCAAAAAGUUUCUUCAUUUGAUUUUUAUAAUAAUUUUAUGUUAAUAAAUAGAGCGGUUGGAAUGAAAGUAACAAAUAACACAUUAGUAUUUAAGUAAUAUUUCUAAAAUGAAGUUGUUGAGCAGCCCUAAAAAUAAAAAUAAUCCUUUUUCACGAUUACUCUGUGAUGUAGGUCAGCUUCUUCCAAGAAGUCCCAGCAUUAAACUGGCUGAGGCUGGUCUUAACCAGACUGUUUUCCAAAAUGCCCUCAAUUACUCCUAGAACCGAAUUUGUGUCACCUUGGAAGUUAAUACUUUUGCAUGCCAGAUGACCGUGUUUUGAAACACUACAUUAAGCGAAAUAUACCUGCAUAAACUGUUUGGUGCAGCUUCUUGUUCAAUUUCCUGCAGAACCUGAGGCAUGUAGUCCAGCUAUAUCACAGCAGGGCACAAGUCUGACAUCCUCUAUUAAUCACAGCACACUGGCUAGAGGGAAACAUCAGGGUACAGGUUUUUCUGACGUGUGAUACACAGCAUUCCUUACAUUGAAGAAAAAGAAGAAGAAAUGUGAUUUUUUAAAUGGGUUUAUAAGAAUAAAGCAUAAAUUUAAGAGAUUCUGUACAUUUAUCAUAGAGCUUAUAUGCAGUGGAUUUUUAAAUUAUUAACUGUGAUUAUGUAAGGUUUUUAAUUUUUUUAAUAAAGCAUUCAUUUAACAAGU
Hemibagrus wyckioides is the source of this 1910-nucleotide messenger RNA. It is a transcript of the gene tmem254, whose product is annotated as transmembrane protein 254. NCBI's taxonomy places the organism in Eukaryota, Metazoa, Chordata, Actinopteri, Siluriformes, Bagridae. The coding region runs from base 112 to 486 and encodes 124 amino acids. The record is from RefSeq and is a predicted model, not a curated record. The transcript has 4 exons.